AUGAAUAAUGAAAAUAGAAUAGAAGUUAUGCUUUUAGAGCAUGAUAGUCAUUUCUUAGAUGAAUUUAUUUAUAGAGAGGAGCUACUCUAUCCUGUUAUUGAUUUUGAUUUAUCAGUAGAAAUAUUAAAUGCUAUUUCUCCUAAAUUUUGCGUAAGAAAUAAAAAUGCCAAUAAUGCUACGAAUGCUUUAGCAGUUUGUAAUUAG
Molecule: messenger RNA, 204 nt
Organism: Funneliformis geosporum
Lineage: Eukaryota; Fungi; Glomeromycota; Glomeromycetes; Glomerales; Glomeraceae
Source: the annotation of a GenBank genome assembly